Molecule: messenger RNA, 819 nt
Organism: Arachis duranensis
Lineage: Eukaryota; Viridiplantae; Streptophyta; Magnoliopsida; Fabales; Fabaceae
Exons: 2
Coding region: 1-819 (272 amino acids)
Source: RefSeq, a predicted model, not a curated record
AUGUCUUCCAUCAGGAACCUAGAAAUACAAAUUGGUCAGCUGAGCAAGAGGAUCCCAAAGAUCCCUUCAAACACUCUUCCAAGUAACACAGAGUUUAAUCCAAAGAAAGAGUGCAAAGCCCUCACUAUAAAGGUCAUGGCCGAACCCAAGGAAGGGGUUGCCAUUCACGAGCUCAAGGAAAUCAGAGCUCAUGAGGAGACUGAGACAGUCACCUUACAUGCCCCUCAACUGAUAGAAGAAUCUGAAGAAUACUCUUCUUUAGAAGAGGAUGAGGAGUCCAAGGAAGAGAAAAUUGCUUGGUACUUAGCCAUCCUCAGGAAGCUGAAAGCCAACUCCUCUCAUACAGAGGCAUUGAAAGAGGAAGAUGAGCCUGUGGUGCUAGCCAAGAAGUGUAGUGCCUUGGUCCAAAAGAAGCUUCCUCAAAAGCUGCCAGAUCCCGGAAGCUUUCUGAUCCCCUGCACUAUAGGGACUAUCACCUUUGAGAAGGAAUUAUGUGACCUUGGUUCAAGCAUCAAUCUAAUGCCUCUAUCUGUGAUGAAGAGGCUAAGAAUACUUAAAGUGCAAAAUGCCAAGAUCUUAUUGGAGAUGGCAGACAAGUCCCUGAAAAGGGCGUAUGAUAAUGGGGAGGAUAGAGAUGAAUCUAUAAUCCUUGAAAGGCCUUUCUUAACCACUGCCAAGGCCAUACUUGAUGUAGAAAGAGGAGAGCUAGUCCUUAGACUACAGGAGGAUCAUAUCUUAUUCAAGAUCCCUAAUCCUCGAUCUCCCUCUGACAGAGUUGGUACCAUUGUGCAGCACAUUGUGUUUCAGCAUUCCCUCUAA